Heterobilharzia americana is the source of this 2091-nucleotide messenger RNA. The record is from the annotation of a GenBank genome assembly. NCBI's taxonomy places the organism in Eukaryota, Metazoa, Platyhelminthes, Trematoda, Strigeidida, Schistosomatidae.
AUGGAUCACAAACUCAAUGAACUGACCGAAAAUAUUAAACAACGUGGUCGUGAAGGCGCUCACCCUCUGUUUAAGGAAACAGGACCAGAAUAUGUGAUGCCUAAGUUUCCCAUUGAAAGAAAAGAAAUGGAAGAACACAUUUUGGAGUUGAAGUUGGGCAGGUCAAUCAGUUCAGUAGAUGGUGAUUCUAAACUCCACACUGGUGAAGAAAAUCGAGAUUCAACCUAUGCAAAUAAUUUAACAACACCUAAAGCUUUUGGUCUCGAUAACUGUAAUUCUGUUAGUGGUUUAACGAAUGGAUCUGAAUCAAUCGGAUGGAGUAGAAAGAGUCAUGCAUUUACAACUUUGAAUAAAAGUGAUAGAGUUAACGAAGAAGCUUCUUCAGACUCGUUAUCUCUGCUACCUGAAGAGUUUACUGGGGAACAAAAUGUUCGAUUUAAUCCAUCUACUUCUUCAGGUAUUAACACAUCAUCUUUGGAAUUUAGUAAUCGUGUACAAUCAAGGCUUAGUCAGAGUGGUAUACAAUUUCAGAAUGAGCAAACUGGUGAAGGUCCUUUAGUUCGCCGGUUAUACAGUAUCCCUAGUACAGUUAAUGAAGGUCUCCCAUUACAUUUAACACCUGGACCAAAUACGUACACAGAUGUUGCACCAGUACUUCAAGAAGUUGAGGGAUCAGCUGAAGCACAUAUAGAAUCAGCAGCCGUAGAAUUUCAACGUGUUCAGAUCUGUGGCGAUGAUACACUUGGAGUUCCUGUCGACGAUUUACAUUUAGCUUCAGAAGCCUUAAUCAAAGCCUUAUUACUACGUCAGAAGUAUAUCACAUCAUCGCAUCAGACAUUUCAUCGUACUACUGCACGUUAUUUAAGUGUAUUGCAUUCAGGUUCAGUAAAAUUGUUAGAUCAUGAAGAGAAACGUUACAAAUCUGUACAUACUCCUGUAUUCGACCAUCCAAUUAAUCCACCUGAAAAAACUGGUGAUCCUUUUGUAAUUGAUUAUUGGCCUAAACCAUUAGAUGUGAAAUUUGAAUUCUAUCAAGGUAUAAUGCAUAUUACGCCUAAAUAUGAAUUAUUAAAUAAACACAAGAUAAAUUCAAUAAAUAGUAGUAUAUUGAAAAAUAAUAAAAACUCAAUUGAACAAAUUGAUCAAUUAAUAAUUGAUGAAGAUUUACCAGAAUUCAAUGUACCUUGUUUACAAACAUUUUUCUCAGAUUUUGAUACAAUACGUACAUUUGUAGCAGAUGGUCCAUUGAAGUCAUUUUGUUAUCGUCGAUUAACAUAUUUAGCUGCAAAAUUUCAAUUACAUUCUUUAUUAAAUGAAGCUCGUGAAUCACUUGAACAGAAACGUGUAUCUCAUCGUGAUUUCUAUAAUAUUCGAAAGGUUGAUACACAUUUACAUGCAUCAUCAUGUAUGAAUCAGAAGCAUUUAUUACGUUUUAUCAAGAAAACAAUUCGUACUAAAGCAGAUGUUCAUGUAUGUGAGGAUCCAAAAACGAAACAGCCUAUGACAUUAAGUGAAUUAAUAGAUAAAAUUGGAAUAACCCUUUAUGAUUUGAGUAUCGAUAAUUUGGACGUUCAUGCUGAUCGUAAUACAUUUCAUCGAUUCGAUAAAUUCAAUGCUAAAUACAAUCCAAUUGGUCAAAGUCAACUAAGGGAAGUAUUCUUAAAAACAGAUAAUUAUAUUAAUGGUGUCUUCUUUGCACAUGUUUUAAAGGAAGUGUUCUCUGAUUUCUCUGAGUCAAAGUAUCAAAACGCUGAACCACGUCUUUCGAUCUAUGGUAGAUCAAUUAAUGAAUGGGAUAAUUUAGCUAAAUGGGCAAUUGAUUGUAAAGUUUAUUCAGAUAAUAUACGUUGGUUGAUUCAAGUUCCACGUUUAUUUGAUGUUUAUCACGCUAAAGGAUCUAUGAAGUACUUCCAGGAUAUUAUUACAAAUGUUUUUCAACCAUUAUUUGAAGUAACUGCUAAUCCUAAAUCACAUCCAGAGUUACAUGCAUUUCUACAAUAUGUUACUGGUUUCGAUUCAGUAGACGAUGAGUCAAAAUCUGAUAAAAUUGUUUCAAUGUAUCAACUCCAACACCGGAUAAAUAUGAUUUAA